AAAGGCCGAAAUGACCGCCCAAAGAAAACCUUCAUUUAAACCCUGCAUCAUUGUUCAUGGAGGGGCAGGAACAAUUUCAUCGGUGAGAAGAAUAUCAUCCCUUUCUGCGGUGAAAGAAGCGGUUAAAGCGGGAUAUAACGUGUUGUUAGAGGUACGCAGUAGUUUUAAUACAGCUCACCAGAGAAUAAUGACGUCACGGCGGCCAUAUUGGUGUCCCAAAACAAUGAAACGGCGGCCAUGUUGGACUCUUUUCUUAUGCAAAAACUUUCUUCUCUUCCAAUAAAUAAAAAAUAAAUAAAUAUAUAUAUAUUUAAAAACACAAGCAAACAAAUAAUAAAGUAAAUAUAUGUAUAUUUCAAAUCAAAUUGAAAAAUGUGAGUUGUUGCCAUCUUGCUUGACACAAUUUCCAAAAAUAUGUUAACUCAGACCCUCGAAAACCAGGUAAAAUGAAUAAAUGAAAAUGCCUUUCCAAGAUAGUGUUGAAAUCAAAACGUUGGUUUCUGGAUGCUUGUACUAUAAAGACCUGACAAAUGGAUAUAAUAUUAUAUUGCCAAAAUCCCAGCACUCCCAGAAUAUAAAAAUCUCAUGCUUAUAUCUCAGAAAAAGUUAGCAGGUAUAAUAUAUUGCCAGUAUCUGCAAAACUAUGCAUACUGCUAAACAAGAUGACUGCUCGCACGUAUUACGGCCAUGUGAACAACAAACCCCCGCCAUUUUCUUGUGCCAUCUUGGUUUUACCACUGCCCUAUACCAAUGGGGUCACAUAGCCCGAGUGUCGCAGAUUGCGCGACACUUGGGCUAUGUCACCCCGUUGGUUGAAGUUGAAUGAGAGCAUGGUGGCGAAGAUGGUAUCCCGUGUCUCCUACCUUAUAUAUUAUAAUAAAUUGUACAUAGAGUGAAUUUGAACAAAUUAUUACGAAACUUCGUUGGAGCAGGGUAAGUUUCAUUGACUUACAUUUAGUAUUUCCUACAAAUUUUAGGAUCGUAUUUUUACUCCUUACAAACACUGUAAAUUUACUAGAACUGUACUGUGGUACUAUCACAGAGCCUGGGUUACCUGUGCUUUAUCCGGUCACCUUUCGAGCUUUGUGGUAAAAUGUGCAUGACGGAGUGAUGGCAGGGGACUUUAUUAUUUGUUUGCUCGUGUUUUUAAUAUGUUAAUUUAUUUAUUAUUUAUUUAUUUUUUAUUUCAAAAAAAGAGGGGCCCAGAAAGGGGUCUAGAAGGGGGUCCAAAAAGGGGUCCAAAAGGGGGGUCCAGAAAGGAGGGUUCACGUUUUGUCUACUCUAUUCUUUCCCAUGACCUGAAACCUGACUGGAUAUUGGCUAAUUAAUGAGCUGUGGCAUACUGUAGUCUUGUAGAAGUAGAUCACAGGUCCUAGGGCAAGCUAAGUUGCAUGAUAAGAGGUCCCAGGCCCAUACUCCCUAUAAUGAGCUAUACAGGGAUGCUGCACUUGGAAGGGGUACCUUUUAUCAGGCUUCAGAUAUAUGAAAGGGAUUUCACUAGUUGAAUUAUUUGAAAGGGAAGAGAAAUCAGUGAUAUUUGUAUGACGUAAAAUGGACUCAAAAGGGCUAACAGAUGUAUUUUGUGGCUGUGAAGAAGUUGGGAAAACAUUCUGACCACAUUCUGGUCUUGCAAUAAUUGUCUUGAACAUUUCAAAGUGAGACCAAAUCUGCAAACUUACCCCUAGGUGAACUGACAAACAUCUCUGUGCCUUAUAUGGAAGUCUCUCCCCCCCCUCCUUCCACCCACAAGAAAUAAGAGGAGUUAUUUAUUAUUUAUUAAAAUAUUAAAAGGGAGGAAGCUCACUCGAUGCCGUGGAAAUAGCUACAAGAAAAAUGGAACUCUGUGGGGUAUUAAAUGCAGGUUGUGGAGCUUAUCUAACAGAAAAAGGAACUGUAGAACUUGAUGCUGCAAUCAUGGAUGGCCAAACCUUAAACACUGGUAAGUAAAUAUCAUGUUUAUUAAUUUUAUUCAUUGCGUGCAAAGGGCUCGGUCCUAACUGCUUCUGUUAUCAAACUAUUCUUUUACAUUUUUCUGUUUCCACUACACUUAAGCUGCCCCUGCAUAAGUUUUAAAGGUUCUUUUCCUCUGUCACAAACCAAAAUCUAUUUUGUGCCUCACUUCAGUGAGGUUUGCUCCUACUGGCACUGACCCUUCCCAGUCAGGCACACUCUUAAUUUGCAACUAAUACCAAUAAAUGUAUGUUUUAUUCCAAAAGCAUAUGCCAUUUAGCUAAUGUAUUGUUAUUUUGCUUAAGGGGUAAGAGGUUUAAUGGGGUAUUUUAGGAUUUGAGAUCCUGGUCCAGUUGUUUGAAGACCAAGCACUAGGCUGGGGUUAGCACUAAGUGCUAAGCUGGGGUUGAAUGUUUAUCCAGGUUUGUUUUCCUUUUGUUCAAAAGCAUUUUCUGUGAUAAUUUUCUCUGAAUUCUUUUUUGAGCAUCCAAUCAUGAAAUUGUAGACAAAAAAAAUGAAACUGAAUAACUGGCUUUUUUCACUUUCAUAUCUAAAUUCAAAUUUUACGUCCUGUGUUAUCUCCAAAACAAACCUGCCACAGGAUGAUAACAAAUAUUUUGGUACAUCCCUGACUCUUCAAGAAGGAAAGAAGGUAGACGGGAAUUUCCUGAAGGGGAGGGAAGGUGCUGGUAUUUAAUCCUACAAAGAAGAUCAUUCUCUCUGUUGUUGUCUGUAGGGGCAGUAGUCUGUGUUCAGAGUAUCUCAAAGCCUGUGUCCUUAGCACGUAAAGUUAUGACAGAGACAUCACAUUGUAUGCUGGCUGGAGAUGGUGCCCUUAAGUUUGCCAGAAACAUAGAUUUUCCCAUUCUGGGGGAUCCAAAUGUGAUAAUAAGUGAUCUUUCUUAUCAAAUGUACAUGAAAGAAAAGUUGAGACACGAGAAUCAUAACAAGCAUGUGAAUCAUGAGAGCAUGGCCACUCCUGUCACUCAAAAGAACAGGGACACCAACCUUGAGGGACAUGACACAGUGGGAGCAGUUGCCAUAGAUAUCAAUGGACACGUUGCUGUGACCUCUUCAACAGGUAACACUCAAACAUUUUCUUAAAAAUUCCAAUAUAUCUAAAAGAAAAGGAAAAACAAUGAAAAUUUUACACCUUCUUGAUUACAUGGGAGAAUUCCAGCUUUGACAAAUGUGUGGUGUCCAGGGUGAAAUCCAGAUAAACUUCAGACUCCACCAACUCUUUGAAUGAAGUAUAAGUACAAGUCAAGUAGAUGCAUGUUCCCAAAUUCAUGAGAAUGCUAACACAAAUUAUACUUUGCUUGCUUCAGUCAUAUUAGCCUGUUGGCAGAUGUCACCUAUUUCCUUUGUUGCAAGCAAAAGAAAUACAAAACCUCUCCGUGCAGGCUACAAUAUUCACAUAAACUUACAGUGCAAAGAAAGGAUGCAAAGCAAUUACCACAGGUAUCUCUUCUUGUACCCCUCGUGAUGUUUUAUUUUCUACUUCUUUAAAGGGGGUACUUCUCACAAGAUGUGUGGUAGGGUUGGAGACUCACCCCUGGUGGGGUCAGGAUUAUAUGCUAAUCAGUGGGCAGGUGCUUCAUGUACCGGACACGGUGAAUCGUUACUUAAGGUCGUUCUAUCCAGAGAGGUUGUGAACUGCAUUGAAAAGGGUGACUCGCCCACUGAGGCUUGCUCAAGAACCAUCAGUAAAAUGGCUGAACUGACUGGUGGUUAUGGCGGUGUUAUAUGCUUGGGCAAGUUUGGUGAGAUUGGUUUGGCGUUCAACACAAAGCAUAUGGUGUGGGCGUCUGUGAAGAAUGGUCUCUUAAAAUAUGGCAUUGAUCCUGGGAAAGAAAUCGAAGAAGUCUUCAAGGAGUAA
Molecule: messenger RNA, 3829 nt
Organism: Porites lobata
Lineage: Eukaryota; Metazoa; Cnidaria; Anthozoa; Scleractinia; Poritidae
Source: the annotation of a GenBank genome assembly